AUGAGAAAUUCGGAGGAAUCUUCAUCCACCCAACCCGCUCCUGGUUCUGAACCAGGGGCCGGUACUGCCCAAACAUCGGGGGAUUUCAAACCCCAUGGGAGAGUCGAUGCGAAGAUUGUGUGUGAUGCCACUUUAGUGCAAUACGCAGCAUACCUCUUGUUCCUCCGUCUUGAUUUUCGGGAUGGGGGAACUGGUAUCAUUCGAUUCCGAUCAUUCGGGUGGGGAUGGCGCUUCACCUUUUUUUCCCUUCAGGUCAGUGUGUUCUCUCUUCUUUUCCGUCCCCGGGUACGUGACUGGGGCGGUUCUGGAAAGAUCUGCCUUUUCUGGUAA
Messenger RNA from Penicillium lagena, 330 nucleotides. RefSeq lists its product as uncharacterized. The transcript is spliced from 2 exons. The record is from RefSeq and is a predicted model, not a curated record. Lineage: Eukaryota; Fungi; Ascomycota; Eurotiomycetes; Eurotiales; Aspergillaceae. Bases 1 to 330 code for a protein of 109 amino acids.